CCAUCAGCCACCACGGCGGACGCUCGCUCGCAUGCUCGGAUGAUCGACGGUUCACCGGGCGGGGAAGCCACUUCACCGGCCGCAAGCGGUCGGCCGUUCUGUCUGUCUGUCACUAGAUUUGAACGCGUGCAGACACACGUGCGCGCCUGGCGGUCGGUCGAAAAGGUUUGCAACAGUCGAUAGCAACGCAUCCCGCAGUGCUGCUGCGGGCUCUGAAGCUGAAGCAAGACGGCCUGGGGGACUUUCGAUUGAUUUGCAGGUCGUUAUCAGUGCGUCUCUUAUGUGACCCGACAGUGACGUAUCAAAGUAGUGUGGAAAAAGACCCAAACUGAAAAAGUGGUUCGAAAUAGUGUCUAGCUUGCAGCGUUAAGAAUGUGACCGGUCCGGUGUGCAAAGUGCUUGGAGCGAGAAAGAAACGCAACAAAUCAACGCUAUAUCAAGCAACAUCUCGGGAACGUCACGCAACGACCGGUGAUCUUCCCUAGCCAAUUCGUUUUAGAAUCACCCUGUAGCUAAUCACCGCACCACGAGAUAUAGAGCAACCUGCACGAAAUAAGCAUAAGAAAAAAAGCUACAUAUCAACCAUGCCGGCUUACGCUGGGUUCGACAGUUUUGGAACGUCCCGCCGGACGGCCGAAUCGCUGUACUACACCGCGAAGGAGUACGACUCGGCGGAAGAGUCCGACUACGUCCGGCGCGCGAUCUUCGAGGACGGUCCGAACACCAUCUUCAAUCGGCGAUAUGUCGAUCCGUGGGAUAUGGAGAACUAUGUCUACAUUCGCAAACAAGUGAUGGAUCCAACGUCCGAGUCCGAGGUACCGCCGUCGCCCGCCGGUGAACCGAUACAGUCCAAGUUCUACUACGUGCCGGGCGAGCUGAACGGUAGUGGGUUGGAGUGUCGCGAUUGCUCCAGUGCCGAGCUGAUCGAUCCCGAGUUCGAUCCCGUCGCCCGUGGGGAAGACCUGGAGGGUCAGAGUGUCGUGCUGCUGCCCGAGGAGGAACAUGCACUCGAGGGAGAGAGCCAGCACCACCGUCAGCAGCAUCCGAUGGUGGGCGACGAGCGGCCGAGCGAGCUGGAGGACGAGCUGAACGCCGAGGACGACGAGGACGAGGAUGGAUUCUACACCGAACGAUACGAUACCGUUAUGGACGAGGAUAGCAUCGGGGGUGAUGAGCAUGUCUACAGCUCAUACACGGAUCUGGAAACGUCAUCGACGGAGCAGCCAAGCUCGUGCGACAGCUCGAUGUCGGCGCUGCGCCUGCACACGCCCGGCUUCGGCAAGAGCGCUUCCAGCCGGCGCCCGAUCGUGCUGCCGAAGCCGCUGCCCCAGCUGGAGUUUCCCGGGCCACCGUCGUACGAGUACUACGAGCCGAGCUGCUGCUACAUGCCGCUGCCACCGCCACCGCCGCCUCCACCUCCGCCGGCACACUUCCAUCACACUCACGCUCAUCAUCAUCAUGGACAUUCGGGGCUCCCGCUCGGACCACCGCCGUCCGUCACCGGGACGAUCCUGUCCGACCAGCACAACUACUACACGCUGAACGAUUGUCUCGAGUGUGCCCGGCAGGAGGCGGAACAUGUGCCGCUGUACGCGACGACCAGCAGUGCCGGUGGGCUGGCCGGCCCGCCCGCCGGCAGCCCGACGAGGCGGCGGUCCCGCAGUGUCAGCGUCGUCAGCCAGAGUAUGAGCAUUGCUAGACGGCCGAGCCAGAUGCUCGAUCCGGCCACCGCGAUCGCGAUCGCAGCGACCAACGCUAACGUAUGUUACACGCCGCAACAUUUCAGCUUAAGCAAAAAGGGUCUGCUGCAGAUCGACUACUCCUGCAACUGGAACAACCUGGAUCGGUACAUUGCCAAAUGAUGAUAGCGGGGAGAUAUGGUUCGCACCAGAGAAGCCGUAGUCGAUAAGUUAAUUUAAACAGAAAUAAACUACGAUACUACCGGUAGGCGAAUGGGGGGAAGGGGUAGGUUUUGGCGAGGUUAAAUCGCUGGACAGGUUAUCUAUUAGGUUCGCGGUGUUGAAUCGACUAGCGAAUGAAGUGUAUGAAAUGUAAAUACCAUUACGACAAAUAAUUGUUCUUUUA
Messenger RNA from Anopheles merus, 2085 nucleotides. RefSeq lists its product as uncharacterized. The record is from RefSeq and is a predicted model, not a curated record. Lineage: Eukaryota; Metazoa; Arthropoda; Insecta; Diptera; Culicidae. The coding region runs from base 585 to 1862 and encodes 425 amino acids. The transcript has 5 exons.